Cokeromyces recurvatus is the source of this 493-nucleotide messenger RNA. Its product is annotated as endoribonuclease L-PSP. Gene Ontology annotation, cellular component: cytosol; mitochondrion. Gene Ontology annotation, molecular function: deaminase activity. The record is from RefSeq and is a predicted model, not a curated record. The coding region runs from base 40 to 423 and encodes 127 amino acids. NCBI's taxonomy places the organism in Eukaryota, Fungi, Mucoromycota, Mucoromycetes, Mucorales, Mucoraceae. The transcript is spliced from 5 exons.
UUUUAUUUUUUCAUCAAUUGUAUAAACUUAAUUUUGAAAAUGUCUUUAGCUCGUGUUCAUACUGAUAAUGCUCCUAAGGCUGUUGGUCCUUAUUCACAAGCCAUUAAGGUCAACGGUUUUGUCUAUACUUCUGGUCAAGUUGCUAUUGACCCUACUACUGGCAAGCUUAUUGAAGGUGAUAUUAAGGAACAAACUAAGCAAGUUUUCAGUAACCUUAGCGAAGUCCUUAAGGCUGCUGGUUCUAGUCUCGAAAAGGUUAUUAAGACUACCGUUUUCCUUAAGGAUAUGAACAAUUUUGCUGCCAUGAAUGAAGUUUAUGCUAGUUACUUUACAACUCAACUUCCUGCUCGUUCUACUAUUGAAAUUGCUCGUCUUCCUUUAGAUGCUGCUGUUGAAAUUGAAUGUGUUGCUUUGACUGAUUAAUUUUUUUUCGUUUUUUUUUAUUACUACUAAAAGGUGUAUUACAAUGCAAAAUAAAACAAAAAAAAAAAAA